CUCUCACAUGAAAAUCAUAUUGCCUCAACAUUUGCAAAAGAAUCAGAAAAACCCACCAACCACAGUACAGAGUACGUCCAGUUAGCCCACUGCCAUUGCCACUACUUAUCAGCAGAAACCACUGUAGUUCCUAUGAAGAAAAACCAUCGGUGAUGAUUCUGCAGGACAGGUCUCAUGUGAGGGUCCUUGAUAUAAAGAGCAGCUCUCUGCUUCUGUAGCUGAUGGGUGAGGACAAAAACUUGGUAAAAGGAGCUACCAAGAGGUGGCAGGAUGAGUUACAGCUCACCCUCUCUGCAUGACUUGUAUCCCAGCACCACCACAACGGCCCAGCCAGACCUAGGGACAACUCUGGAUGGGACUGUACCAGAAACAGCUACUGUAGGCCCUGAGACGACCAGUUUCAACAGCACCAAAAUCCCAGAUGUGGCCAGCGCUGGACCUGGCAUGAGCACAAUGCUACUGUCCUUUGGGAUCAUUACUGUGAUUGGGUUGGCUGUAGCUAUGGUUCUGUAUAUCAGGAAGAGGAAGAGGUUGGAGAAGCUACGGCACCAGCUCAUGCCCAUGUAUAACUUUGAUCCCACCGAGGAACAGGAUGAACUGGAGCAGGAGCUGCUGGAACACGGGCGAGAUGCAGCAUCUUCCCAGGCAUCGCAGAGCAAGAUUCUGCUGACAAGCCAAGGAGCCCUGCAGAGGCCCAGCCGUCUUGUGUUCACAGAUGUUGCCAAUGCCAUCAAUGCAUGAACAGUCCCUGCCCCUGCUCUGGGAUGGUGCUGAGACUGGGGAGGAUGGAGCCAACAAACCAGUGACUUCCCGCAAGCAUGGCCGAUCCACUGAGCCCAGUUGGUCACCUCCUUGGUUUGUGUUACAUGUGGUCACAAGCACUGGGAGCUGUUGUCACUUUGGGAAGCAAACCCUUGGUGAUGGCAGUGGUGAUUUUCUGGUGCAUCUGGUACCACUGAAAGGUCCUGAACUCCAGUUUCUAGGCUGGUGCUGGCUGAUACCAUCUACCAAGCUGUGUGCUUAGGCACUGUGCCUGCUUUGCUGCAGAUUAAUUUACCAGAGUAUACGUGCGUGCUCUCUGGGUCAGGGAGGGAGGAGAGGUGCAUGUUUCAGAGAGCUUCCCCAUUGGCUUUGUGCCACCAGACCCCAAGGAAGGAGAUGAAUGAGCACCUCUCUGUACAGUGACCCCAGCUGGAGGGGUGGCUGGUGGCAAAGCCCCUGUGAGCAAUGAGAGCUGACUCCCCUACCCAGUGGUAAUCUGGGGCAUGCCAGGGAAAACACAUGCCAUGGGCUUAUCCCCCUUGUGGCAUGUGGGCUGCUGAUAAAUGUAUACCUGGGGGGAUGCUGAAGCAUAGGGAACUCACUGGCUUUAAAAAGUGAAAUAGUGAACAUUUGGGUGAUUACAUCUUAACUGAGGAAGUGGCUGAAUAUCUCAAAAUAGGGCUGCCAUGUAGACAGAGAGGAAUUCACACAACUAGAGGCAGGGGGUGUCAAUGUUUGGCUACAUGACUCCCUACCACUGAGCUAAGAAUAACAGUGCUUGGGCCAGAGAGAGGAGUGAAGUAGAACUAGGGUUCUAACACCAUGUAUCCCCCUCCUGCUUUGGCUCAGGGAGGUUUUUAGAAUACGCAGUGUUCUCCAGAAAAAUGAUUAAGCCCUGAAAUAUUUUCUUUUAAAUACAGAAAAACAUGUAUUGACUCAACAUUACAACAGCCCCAUGUCUGCCCCCAGAGGUGGCUGAACACCUGGUUCGUAUGUCCUUACCUGCCAGGACCUGCAGGCAGAGCCUUCUCUUCUUCCUGCUGAAGGAAACACCAAGCCUUUUGUUAGCCUCUGCUAGUGCUACCUGCUUAUGCAGAAGGUGGGUCUAGGCAGGUAAGCCAGGAGUUUCCCUGUAAGCCUGCAGCAUCUCUGCCUCUGCAUCCUGCAGGGCUGCAGGAGGGAGAGUGUGGAGGACUCUCCAGCCACUUUGGUGUGCUGCAGUGCAGCCUGGGUGCUGUCCUCUGCAGAGCCUUUUGGUGACCACCAGCCCCAAGUGCUGCAGGCCAGCACAGCAGCCAGGGGCCAGCAACACAGCUUGCAUGCAAGCAUCAGUGCCCAGCCAUGCACCGAUCACCUCCUGAUUCUUUUGCAGUACAUGCAUUUGUCAGUCAUAUCAUAUUCCAUUCACAGCACCAGUCAAAAGGGAGUCAGGGAAAAGCCAAAAUUUGAAUGCAGAUCCAAAGGCAGGCUUUAUGCAAGGAGGUGUUUAACUGAGUGGCAAUUCAGGUAUCAUGUGUUUUGUUGCAAGUUUGGACUUGCCAGUUAGUUUUUGUUCUUCCAAAUAUUUUAUUUUUUUUCCCUUCCCCACUGUGAUUUUUUUCUGUAUUCAUUAAAUGCAGACUCUUCCUGGGCAUGUGCCACUGACCCCUGCAGUGCACAGUUCUUUACCAGCUCUCCCUCCUUCACUGACACAGCUUCCUUCGUGGCAGCUUUGCAGAACUAACUUGCUUUAAUUUUUCAGUAUCCCUCUUUCUCUUCAAAACCUGGGAGUUCUGGGAGUGUAUUAGGGCUAGGAGAGCCAUCAGCUGUGUGAAACAGCCCACCUUUCAUACCCAGGAGAUCUGGCAGGAGGCACAGCCUGCUGGUUGCUGCUGGUGUUUGCACUCCAGGGAUACUGUUGGAAGGAGGGUGUGUGGGUACAAAUACUCAGUGUAAUUUGGCAUAGGUCCUUAGAAUUUGGACACCAGUUCAGUAGCACCUCCUCUUCACACAGUUCUUGGAAGUAUAUGUACAAUUUAGCAGAAGCAUUAUGAUGUAAUUUAAUUCAAGUGUUUCUGUGUUUUAAACAUUGAAAUAUAAUUAAACUAUUUACAUGAAA
This is a messenger RNA of Apus apus (common swift), 2860 nucleotides long. It is a transcript of the gene C9H3orf18, whose product is annotated as chromosome 9 C3orf18 homolog. The coding region runs from base 271 to 741 and encodes 156 amino acids. The record is from RefSeq and is a predicted model, not a curated record. Lineage: Eukaryota; Metazoa; Chordata; Aves; Apodiformes; Apodidae. The transcript has 5 exons.